CACCACAUCCUAUCCAGCUGCAGUUCCAGCAAGGCAAUGAUGUUCCGCUCCGUGAUCCCAGUGCUCCUGCUCCUGAUUCCGCUCCUGCUAACCGUAGAGUCCUCCAAAUUUCGCGCUUGUGGCCCGAAUUUGAUGGACAUGCUGAGGACGGCCUGCCCCAAUGGAUUCAAUCCUUUAUUUUCCAAACGUGGCUCCUUGGGGCUAUUCGAUUAUGAGGACCAUUUGACCGAUCUGGAUAGCUCCGAAUCUCACCACAUGAACUCACUGUCGGGCAUUCAGCGCGAUUUUCGAGGCGUUGUGGACGACUGUUGCCGCCAAGCGUGCUCCUUAACCACGUUGCGUUCAUACUGCAAAUCAUAAAUCUGCUACGAUACCUGGACCAUCAGUAUAUACAUAUGCGACAUGUUACGUAAAAGUAUUAAGUAUGAAUUAUAUGCACAGCUUAGAAACAGGCGAAUAAAAUAAAUAAGCGCAA
Drosophila yakuba is the source of this 475-nucleotide messenger RNA. Its product is annotated as probable insulin-like peptide 5. Bases 37 to 360 code for a protein of 107 amino acids. NCBI's taxonomy places the organism in Eukaryota, Metazoa, Arthropoda, Insecta, Diptera, Drosophilidae. The transcript has 2 exons. The record is from RefSeq and is a predicted model, not a curated record. Gene Ontology annotation, cellular component: extracellular region. Gene Ontology annotation, molecular function: hormone activity.